Messenger RNA from Leishmania braziliensis MHOM/BR/75/M2904, 2895 nucleotides. Its product is annotated as putative KU70 protein. Bases 1 to 2895 code for a protein of 964 amino acids. NCBI's taxonomy places the organism in Eukaryota, Euglenozoa, Kinetoplastea, Trypanosomatida, Trypanosomatidae. Gene Ontology annotation, cellular component: Ku70:Ku80 complex. Gene Ontology annotation, molecular function: double-stranded DNA binding; telomeric repeat DNA binding. The record is from RefSeq and is a predicted model, not a curated record. The transcript has a single exon. Gene Ontology annotation, biological process: cellular response to X-ray; double-strand break repair via nonhomologous end joining; telomere maintenance.
AUGGAUGAGUUUGCAGAGUGGGGCGAGGGCACAACUGGUAUCGUUGCAGCAGACAGCACCUACACCGAGGGGCUCGACUUCGAUGAGUAUCGUGAGCAGCUGUGGCAGAGCAAUCAGCGCGAUGCUGUCGUGUGCCUCGUUGACUGCAACGAGGGAAUGUUCGGAGCUCUGCCUGCUCGUGAGUCGACAACGACGACGUCAGUCGGUAAGAGCGGAGCAAGUUCACCAGCGCGCACGCGUGGCGUCGUGAGGCUCAAACUCUCCACCACUGGUCAUGAGGCGACUAUGGGUAGUGGUGCUGCGGGUGACUCUGACGCAGCCGUUGGCUUGUCUUCUUCUUUCUUCUCCAUGUCGAUGCAGAGCAUCCUCGCACUGAUGAAAGAGAAGAUCAUAUGCAGCAGCAAGGACGUCGUGGCGAUUGUGCUGUACAACACACGGACGCCGACCCCCUCGAGGGGCUUCCGCGGGGUCUACGUGAUACAAGAGGCCGCUCGCAUCGGCACAGAAUGCAUGCAGAAGGUGGAGGAGCUUGAGGCAGCUGGCGCUCCCGGAUCUGCCGCUUACGAGGAGUUUAAGGCCCGCAUCGGUCACUGGCCCACUGCAUCGACGUUCCCCGCUCCCGCCGCGGCGUCUUCGGCGAGCGGUUGCGCAGAGACGAAUACUGCUCUUCCGACGCCGUUGAGCGCCUCUCCCGCAUUCAAGUUCAGUGAGGCACUCUGGGAGGCGCAACGCAUCGUGCUGCGCCUCCGUACCAUGCCGGAUAUUCGCCAUCGGCGCCUCUUUGUCUUCACAAACUGCGACAACCCAAGUGGUGGCGACACCCGGGAGUGGAGCCUGUGCCGCAGUCGCGCAUGCGACCUAGGCAAGGAGGGCGUUGUACUUGAAGUUUUUGGCUUCGGCAACGCUGGCAGUGGCGGUGGUCCGUACCCAAGCGGCAGCUCUGCAGUCGCACAUACGGCGGGGGACGCCGGUCAGGGUAGGCAGUCGAUCUCCUCUACAGCGUCAAUAUGCGCAGACGGAACGGACCGCAGCAGUAGGAGGAGCUCUGCGCGUCCGCUCUUCACUGUUUCCAGCAUGUUUGACCAGUCGCUUGACCUUACCACUGCCGCCACUGGCGCUAAUACCGGCCAGAGUGGACCCAGUCAGUCCGACUCACCUUCUUCAGCCGAAACGGGAUUUGUGCCAGACUUCUUCUGGGGACCACUGCUGAGAGAGAUGCAGGCGGCCUCUGCACGAUUCAGUGCCAAUGGUGACAGUGACAAUAUGGCGGCGCUGACCGAGGCCCGCGAUGAGGCCUUUGUCAGCAGGGGUGGAGGUUCGAUCAAUGUAAACGCUGGCAGCGGUACACUGCAGCAGCUGCUCGACUCUGUCAUGCGUCGUGCAACUGCGCAGCGACCCUUUCGGCACUGCCUGCUCCGCAUCGGCGGUUUCUCUGGAACGGCCACUGGGUCUCUCUCUGCGGCGACAGCAGCCGAAAGAGAUGCAGAGAGGGCGUCGCGAGCUGCUGCCGUGCCCCAGAUGGCGGUGAGUCUGUACACCCCUUUCGUGCGCGCUCGCCUUCCGCCGCGAGAGUGGCUGGAUAAGCGCACGAACCGCAUGCUUCACCGCGUCGUUCGCCUGCACGCGCGUACGAACGGAGGUGAUGGGGGCGAUGGUGGCGCGUGUGCGGGGCACAAAGAGGGCGUCGGUGACAGCCGCCCAAAUCAGCUGCAGCGCUUCCGUAGCGAGAAGGACCCCACGGAGGAGUUGAUGACAGGGCAGGAGGACGUGCAGCUCGGCGAUCUUCGUUACUACGCACCGGCUGGGAAGGAGCGAGUCUACUUUACCAUGGCGGAGCGCAAGAGAAUUGUGGAGGUGGCAGCUGCCGGGGCUGAGCCUGGAUUCACCGUGCUGCACUUCAAGGAUCUCGUUGACGCAGUGAAGCGGGAGCAUUCCGUGGGACGGAGCUCUUUCCUUCAUUCGUGUGUGCAGCGCGGUGGCGCGCACUCGCAUCGCUUGUUCGUCCUGUUUGUGCGCCGGUUGCGUGCAAAGAAGAAAGUUGCGAUUGCCCAGUAUUGCACCUCAGCCGGCUCAGCGCCGCGCCUCGUAGCUCUGGUGCCAUCGCCAGACCUGACAGGGCAUCCUGAGAGGCGCGAUCAGGUGCCAGUGGAUGGGUUGGGGCUCUACGUCGUACCUCUUCCCUACGCCGAGGAUCUGCGUGCCGUGCCGGAGCUACGCGCUUGCACGCUCACCAACAAGCACGCCACCCCUGUACUGGGGGACAGCUCCGUUGAUCCAAUGCACCUCGAACUUGCAAAGCAGCUUGUGAGUUCGCUGACAGUGUCUUACCAAGUAGAUGCGGUGCUCAAUCCCGCGCUGCAGCGGCAGUACCGCAAAUUGCAAGAACUCGCUCGACGACUCUUCCCAUUAUCAGUCAAUCCCCUGUACCUUGAUGUCGAGACUAGUUUGGCGAGGGUGGAGGAGGAGGACGCUGGUGCUGAGGACACCGAUGAGGCGCCGUGGGAGCUGGACGGCACCCUUCCCGACUAUGAGGGCAUGAGGAGUUUCGCAGCACUUUUCCAUAGCUUCAACAAAGAAGUGCUGGGAAACGACUACGACGCUUUCCUUUACUGCCCCCAUCCGCGCGUGGCAGCCAUGGCGACACGCCGGCCACGCGGUGGCGCAGCGGAAGUCAGCGCAGCAGGAGGGUCAGCUGCAGUCUCUACCGAAGAGGACGGCGAUCCUGUGCCUAUCGAGCAGCUCAUUCGCCACGCUGCCGCUGAGAAUGCGUGGGAUGGGUUGAUUAUACCCCAACUCAAGAGGUACCUGACGGCUACGAACGUGAGCGCCGGUGGGGCAAGACGCAAGGCGGACCUGAUCGAGCUUGUCAAGCAGCAUUUUCCACCGCCAUCGUGA